Molecule: messenger RNA, 234 nt
Organism: Aureococcus anophagefferens
Lineage: Eukaryota; Pelagophyceae; Pelagomonadales; Pelagomonadaceae
Exons: 2
Biological process (GO): protein phosphorylation
Molecular function (GO): ATP binding; protein kinase activity
Source: RefSeq, a predicted model, not a curated record
CUCUUCGGACUUGCAUAUUUACACGCGCAGGGUGUCCUGCACCGGGAUAUCAAGGGUGCCAAUAUUCUGACAACUAAGACUGGGGUGGCAAAGGUUGCCGACUUUGGAGCACGAGCAGCGUCGUUCGGGUGUGGCGCGCUCGAGGAAGCCGUCGUCGGUUCGCCCUAUUGGAUGGCUCCAGAGAUUAUCGAGAUGUCUGCGCCACCAUCGGCCGCAUGCGACAUUUGGAGCCUC